AUGUCACAUAACAUUAAAAUUGUCGAUGAUAACAACUCUACUACUCCUGCAAAAGCCCGAUGGAAAUUACUUUCCUCUGUAAUUUCUUCUCUUAAUGCAGAUUCUUUAGUGACUCUCAACAAAUUCUCUAAGAGAAAUCAUCAGGGAUUUGACCUGUUUCCGAAAACAAAACUUGAUCAAUCUCCUUUAUCGUUAGAUGAUGUAAACAAAAAAGUCAUUAAUGUUACUUUGGAGAAAACCUUGACAAAUUCCGAAAUUUACACUGAUAAAGAUAAGCAUACUCAAAAGGACCAUUAUGAAUGGUAUUCUUAUGAUUUAGGUGGCGGCAUGUGCGCAUUAGCAGGUUUAUUCGUUGCUACAAAGUGUCAACCAUCAAGCGUUACCUUAACAGAUGAUAAUCCGGACGGAAGUUUAUUUCUUCUCUGUGCACCACAACGUGGUGGUAGCUUACAAGAAUUUAUCUCUUUAUUAGAAGCUCAAGGUGAUUUUCACGUUAAAUUGUUAGAAAGAUAUGAUGACUGUGUGUGGGAAGUUCAUCAACAAAGUAUAACUGAAAAUUCAGUGCAUUAUGUUCCUGAUAUUCAUUAUCCUUUAAUUGUUCAAGCAUAUUGGCGAGUAUAA
This is a messenger RNA of Racocetra fulgida, 621 nucleotides long. NCBI's taxonomy places the organism in Eukaryota, Fungi, Glomeromycota, Glomeromycetes, Diversisporales, Gigasporaceae. The record is from the annotation of a GenBank genome assembly.